UUGCCCGUCAGGCAGCAGUAGUAGAUCGGCGCUAUGUUUCCUUCCACUUCCGCGCCACUCGUGUGGUCUGGUAAUCAUGGCGACCGUGGUGGUGGUGGUGGAGACGGCGAAACAAUUCGAGGAGAUUCUGGAAAAGGCAAAGAGAUCGCUGGUUGUGGUACACUUCUGGGCACCAUGGGCUGAGCAGUGUACGCAAAUGAAUGACGUUUUGACUGAAUUGGCCAAAGAAUAUGCACAUGUUAUCUUUGUAAAGCUUGAAGCUGAAUCUGUUCCAGAGAUAUCUGAAAAAUUUGAGAUUAGCUCUGUGCCAACGUUCCUGUUUUUUAAGAACUGUCAGAAAAUUGAUCGACUCGAUGGUGCUCACGCUCCUGCUUUAACUAAAAAAGUUCAACAGCACAGCGAGACUGCCAAACAAGAUCUGAGUGAUCAAUUGCGAAAACUUUUAAUUUCAGCGCCUUGUAUGCUAUUUAUGAAGGGUACAUCCCAAGAACCUCGUUGUGGCUUCAGCAAGAAAAUUGUGGAAAUCCUCAAUGAACAUAAUGUUCGCUUUAGCACCUUUGAUAUUCUUUCUGAUGAUGAUGUGCGUCAGGGGCUGAAGGUUUACUCAAACUGGCCCACGUAUCCCCAACUCUAUGUGAAUGGAGAACUGGUGGGAGGACUUGACAUAGUAAAGGAGCAAGCUGAAUCUGGAGAACUAGACAAAAUUUGCCCAAAGGAAAUGGGACUGGAACAGAGGUUGAAAACGCUGAUAAAUAAAGCAAAAGUGGUUCUGUUUAUGAAGGGCAACAAAGCGAUGGCAAAGUGUGGGUUCAGUUGUACCAUCAUCGAAAUGCUAAAUGAAACUGGUGUUGACUAUGAAACCUUUAACAUUCUGGAAGAUGAAGAAGUGAGGCAAGGAUUAAAGACUUUUUCCAACUGGCCAACAUAUCCACAACUUUAUGUGAAUGGUAACCUUAUUGGUGGGGUCGAUAUUGUAAAGGAAUUGAAAAAUAAUGGAGAACUUCUCUCAAUAUUAAAGGAAGAAAACGCUAGUUAGAAUUUGAUGAACAGGAACAACUGCUUGUACAUGUAUUUGUCCACUUUAAAAAUUAUUAUUCAAUGACAAUAAUAUAGUCUAAAGCUAGGUAACACAAUGGUGGAUGUAAAUCAUCUUUGGUGUUUUAAUGCUUCCAUAAUAUUUCAUGAGUAACAUUGUAGCAUGAAAGGUGCAACAGUUGCAAAUGGGCUCGAACAAUGAUUAAAUGUUAUACUUUUAUUGCAAUAAAACAUAAUUGCCAGAC
Messenger RNA from Amblyraja radiata (thorny skate), 1280 nucleotides. It is a transcript of the gene glrx3, whose product is annotated as glutaredoxin 3. Gene Ontology annotation, biological process: intracellular iron ion homeostasis. Gene Ontology annotation, cellular component: nucleus; cytosol. Bases 77 to 1036 code for a protein of 319 amino acids. The record is from RefSeq and is a predicted model, not a curated record. Lineage: Eukaryota; Metazoa; Chordata; Chondrichthyes; Rajiformes; Rajidae. The transcript is spliced from 11 exons.